Molecule: messenger RNA, 2302 nt
Organism: Drosophila rhopaloa
Lineage: Eukaryota; Metazoa; Arthropoda; Insecta; Diptera; Drosophilidae
Gene: PIG-Z
Product: GPI mannosyltransferase 4
Exons: 2
Coding region: 199-2289 (696 amino acids)
Biological process (GO): GPI anchor biosynthetic process
Cellular component (GO): endoplasmic reticulum membrane
Molecular function (GO): alpha-1,2-mannosyltransferase activity
Source: RefSeq, a predicted model, not a curated record
UCUCAAUGCAGGUUAAGAGGCAUUAAACUUUGCCCUGGGAAAGUAUUUUCUGCUUGCCCAGCUAUGGCCACACUAAGGAGCCAUUCUCACAAAUGCGCUGGCAAAACAAAUAAAUUUUUGUUGAUUUUUUGUCGAUUGUCAAAUAAAAAAACGAAAAACUCUAAAAGUUUUGAUAGUUAAAAAUAUUAUUUGCAUGAAAUGCGCUUGACAAAACUCUGGCAGAAUCGCUCGCCCGGCGACCGGCACUUGAGCACAUAUUAUUGCUUUGCGGCACUGCGUUUGCUGUUGGUUUUCGUGCCCCAACUGGGUUAUGUGCAUCCGGAUGAGUUUUUCCAAAGUGUGGAGGUGAUGACGGGCGAUCACUUUCGGCUGGAACAUACGCGCGCUUGGGAGUUUAACAACUCUUUGCCAGUGAGGUCAAUAGUUCUUCCUUUUGCGCUGCUCCGAAUUCCUUGGAGUUUCUAUGAAUUCAUCGCCGAAUGUUUAAAAGCCGGAUGGCAAUUGGAGCUCUUGGGUACCUACACCUAUGUGGUGUUUCCCCGCCUCAUUUACACUUUGAUUUCAUACUCCAACGACUAUUGUUUGUACCGCAUUUGCCGGUUGUAUGGACUUCGUUUCGAAAUCCGUCUUUUGGCCUUGGGAAGCUCCUGGAUUUUACUCGUCUUCGGCACCCGCACCUUCUCCAACAGCCUGGAAAUGGCCAUGUGCUCCUGGCUGCUCUGCUUGGUAUCCGAAUGUAUGCUGCGCACCAAUACGGUGGUCUACAAAAAAGAGUUCCUCGAGGAGAAGUACGACAAGGCGGAGUCCAUCAGCGAGCGAGUGCGGAUUUGGAAGCUAAAGAACUCCCUGCCGGCGCACAAUCUACAACACCUGAUGACCAUGUCCACCAUCUGUGUGGCUGGCGUUUUCAAUCGACCCACCUUCCUGUUGUUCGGAGCACCCAUGGUCUUCUUUUGGCUGCUGCGAGGCAUGGGAACCAGAAGCGUUACCUUCCGGGACUUUAAUCUGAGGAUUGUGCUGUUCUGCUUGUGCUCACUGCCUGCCUUGGCGAUCUUCAUCUUCUGUGACUCCUUGUACUACCAACAUUUGACCCUCGGAGAACUGCACAUGAUGCACCUGAGCAUCGAUAACUUCGUCUUCACGCCCUGGAACUUCAUCAAAGCCAAUUUGGAUUCGGCGCAGACUGCCAGCCAUGGAGUGCACCCUUGCUAUGUCCACCUGAUGCUCAAUAUGCCAAUGCUCUUCAACGUUUUGGCACUGGCUUCAUUGGGAGCCUUUGCCCAGCUGCUACUCAGAUUCUUCAGGGCGGAAUACCAAGUGCUGCCGCGCUUCCAGAGCAUCGUGUCUUUGAUGUCGGGGGCCAUCUUUGUACCACUGUUCUUUCUUUCGUUAAUUAACCAUCAGGAGCCGCGAUUCCUGCUGCCUGUGACUUUUCCCCUAUUGCUGCUACAUGCUCCUAAGCUAAUUACAGGAUUCAGUGCCAAGUAUCCCUUCCAGAAGGAUCACCCGCUGUUGCGAUGGUUCUACGACAGACUACUUUCCAGCAAAGCUUCGGGACCCUACCUGCUGAGGAUCUGGUACGUGAGCAACGUGGCGCUGACCCUCUUCUUCGGCUUCAUCCAUCAGGCGGGCGUUUAUCCAUUGGCGGCGGAAAUGUCGCAUGUAAUAGCCACCAAGCCGGCGGCCACACACGUUCAUCUGAUAACAUCACACAUCUACAGUUUGCCUCUACAUCUAAUCAACAUUCCCAGCUCGAGAGUGAUGCAUUUCAACAGGCAGACCCAUCUGCGAUAUCGUCGCCCUCGUGAUUUCUACAUGUACGAGUAUGGAGGACUUUCCCUGGACCUCCUGCUACAGAAGGUGAAGCUUAUUAGUGGCAACUGCGAAGUGAAACAGUCGGGACCCAGUCGCUUGCGCUACAAGCUGUACUUGGCCAUUCCAGCCUCCUUGAGUGCAGAUCUCCACGAGGCACUGGUGCACUCCAAUGCCAGCAGCUACCUGAACUUCGAGUUAAUCAACGUCUUCUACCCACAUCUCUCCACGGAGGCAUUUCCCCGCCUGCAGGGCAGGCAUCCCUGCGAUGUGGAUGCCCCUCAUUGGGCGCACGACGAUCUCCGGGGCACUUGUGCCGUGGAGCAGCCACCAGCGCUGAGUUUUGCCUACCUGAACAAGCAGUUCAGCUCUUUUGUCCAUCAACUGGGACUGGCGCUCUACGAGAUCGAUGUAAAGCGCAAAAAGCCGCUUUCUGUGCUUCUACAGAAAUCCUCUUUGACGGAAAGACCAGCGUAGGGUUUUUUAUUUG